Molecule: messenger RNA, 1379 nt
Organism: Pomacea canaliculata
Lineage: Eukaryota; Metazoa; Mollusca; Gastropoda; Architaenioglossa; Ampullariidae
Product: 60S ribosomal protein L3-like
Biological process (GO): translation; ribosomal large subunit assembly
Cellular component (GO): ribosome; cytosolic large ribosomal subunit
Molecular function (GO): RNA binding; structural constituent of ribosome
Source: RefSeq, a predicted model, not a curated record
AUUUUAUGUUUAUUGAAUAUGCUCACUCUUACGACUACCGGUUGCGACUUCCGACUCUUCCCAAGAUGCUAUGAGAGCGACCACGUUCUUCCUUCCUUUCUCUCGACGACAUGUCUCAUCGUAAAUUUUCUGCACCCCGUCACGGGUCGAAAGGCUUUCUCCCCAAGAAGAGAAGCAAACGUCAUCGUGGUAAGGUAAAGGCAUUUCCCAAGGAUGAUCCUUCGAAGCCUGUACAUCUCACGGCGUUUCUGGGCUAUAAGGCUGGAAUGACCCAUGUCGUUCGCGAGGUCGACCGACCAGGAUCAAAGGUGAACAAGAAGGAGGUGGUAGAAGCAGUCACCAUCAUCGAAACUCCACCCAUGGUUUGCGUUGGUGUCGUUGGGUAUAUUGAAACGCCACGUGGCAUGCGCACAUUUAAAACUGUGUGGGCAGAACACCUGAGUGAAGAAUGCAAGCGACGUUUCUACAAGAACUGGUCCCGGUCUAAGAAGAAGGCAUUUACCAAGUAUGCCAAGAAAUGGCAGGAUGAGAGUGGAAAGAAAGAUAUUGAAAAUGACUUUAACAAAAUGAAAAAGUACUGCACAGUCAUCCGUGUCAUUGCACACACUCAGUCUAAGCUCCUGCGUCAACGCCAGAAAAAAGCCCACAUUAUGGAAAUUCAGCUGAAUGGUGGUUCCAUUCCUGACAAAGUUGAAUGGGCAAAAGCUCAUCUUGAGAAGACCGUUUCAGUCAACGCAGUCUUUGACCAGAAUGAGUUGAUUGACACCAUUGGUGUUACAAAGGGUCGUGGUGUGAAAGGAGUAACAUCAAGAUGGCACAAGAAGCUGCCACGAAAGACCCACAAGGGUCUGCGCAAAGUUGCCUGCAUUGGUGCCUGGCACCCCAGCCGUGUUCAGUUUUCUGUGGCACGUGCUGGUCAGAAGGGCUAUCACCACAGGACUGAAAUUAACAAGAAGAUUUACCGGAUUGGCAUGGGCAUCCACACAAAGGACAACAAGCUCGUUGCCAACAAUGCUUCCACUGAAUUUGACCCCACUGAAAAGACCAUAACACCGAUGGGUGGUUUCCCUCACUAUGGUGAAGUCCGUCAGGAUUACCUCAUGAUCAAGGGCUGCAUCAUUGGUCCACGCAAACGAGUGAUCACUUUGAGAAAAUCCCUGCUUGCCACCUUCCGUCGUCGUCACAUUGAGAACAUAAACCUCAAGUUUAUCGACACUUCCAGCAAAUGGGGACAUGGUCGCUUCCAGACUCUGGAGGAGAAGCGUAACUUCAUGGGCCCUCUCAAGAAAGAGUUGCUGAGCCGUGAAGCAGCCUCUUAAAUGUCCUGUAGACCAUCUGUUCUGGGAAUUCAGGCUAAAGGCAUUAAAGUUUAAAAUUAA